GCAUCUGAUGUACAAGAGGAUGUUCGCGUGGACCCGCUUAUUCUUCGAGAUUGUAGGCCCCUCCUCACUACUGUAUGUGCUAUCUCGAGUGAAGAGACAGUCAGCAACACCGGUAAUCAAGGCGCCGCGUAUGAGUGCCUGCUCCGACAUGAAUCACAUUCCAGCAUGACGCCGGCUUGCCGCAAUCGCCUGCUUGAGCUGCACUUUUUCAUCACUCGAAACGUAGCCCUCGAUUCGAACUUUAGAAGUUGGACAUAA
Protopolystoma xenopodis is the source of this 258-nucleotide messenger RNA. Lineage: Eukaryota; Metazoa; Platyhelminthes; Monogenea; Polystomatidea; Polystomatidae. The record is from the annotation of a GenBank genome assembly.